Messenger RNA from Lolium rigidum, 1047 nucleotides. RefSeq lists its product as uncharacterized. The record is from RefSeq and is a predicted model, not a curated record. The transcript is spliced from 2 exons. NCBI's taxonomy places the organism in Eukaryota, Viridiplantae, Streptophyta, Magnoliopsida, Poales, Poaceae. Bases 1 to 1047 code for a protein of 348 amino acids.
AUGACUGAAGUGUGGGAUUGGAACAUUUAUGGAACCAAACUCAAGUUUGAUGGAUGGUUUCUUAACACUGCCGAUGAGGAUGGUGACGGAGGUGAGGAUGGUGACGGUGGUGAGGAUGGUGCCGGAGGUGUGGAUGAUGACGGAGGUGAGGAUGGUGCCGGAGGUGAGGAUGGUGACGGAGGUGAGGAUGGUGAUGGAGGUGAGGAUGAUGAUGGAGGUGAGGAUGGUGCCGGAGGUGAGGAUGGUGACGGAGGUGAGGAUGAUGCUACAUUUGCAUUGGAGGAUAUCGGUCGUGAAAUUGUGUCAUGUUUACGUGUGGUGCAAUUGUUGGCCAUUCGUGCAAACUUCCGUAUCAGCCAUAUCAACGCAUUGGACUGGAACCAAUAUACAAACAUCUAUAAGGCACUUGCGGGGGAAGUACAAGAGGAAGGAAUGGAUUUGGUACUCACUGGACCAUAUAGGAUGCUAGAGGCUUACUCCACCUUGGGCUUGGAGGUUUUCACAGCCGACGAUGAUGAGGGGUCUUCUACCGGUCGUAUUUUCAAAAGGUGGGAUGUUGCUUGGCCUGAUGAGGUUGAGGAAUUCACACAAACCAUCUAUGGAGGCCUUGGCCGCAAGUUGGAGGUCACAUACUUGGUGAUUCCGGAAGCCAUUGAGACCCAUGUUGAGGUCAGGUUGAACCUCAAAGACCUCGGUUCGAAAAGCCGCGCUGUGUAUGGUAGCGUCAAGUCAAUUGCCAUUGACUAUGGGAGCAAAAGCGUCCAUCUCUUCAGUUGUGAACGAGGAAAGAGCUUGUCCCUGCCCUGUGGUUCCACGUGCAUUCUUCCACUGCAACCACACAUGAUUGCAUUGCCAUAUCUUGGACAUUUCGACCUCCAGAUAGAGGUGGACCUAAGAGUAAUCACAACCUGUGACAGCCAAGAAGAGGACAAGAAUUUGAAAUUCUGUCUAGACUGCAGCCGUAGAAUUAGGAGUGAAGAACGUGUAGAGCACCGUCUUAGAAUUAGGAGUCAAAAAGAGAAGUUGAUGGUGAUCAAGUUGAAGUGA